GAUGGAGAGCAUUUAUCAAAGAGAAAAAUGGGCAUAGGGCUCAAAACCGAGGACGAGGAAGGAGGCAAAAAUAUCGUGGUACUGGUGGACAAGGCCAUGGAACCAUUUCCUCUAGUCAUGGUGUUGAAACCUCAAAGCCACCACCUGGCCCAAAGAUGCCUGAUGGAACCAGAGGAUUUACCAUUGGGCGUGGCCGGCCUUUGGCUUCAAAUCCAAGUUGA
Ilex paraguariensis (yerba mate) is the source of this 221-nucleotide messenger RNA. The record is from the annotation of a GenBank genome assembly. Lineage: Eukaryota; Viridiplantae; Streptophyta; Magnoliopsida; Aquifoliales; Aquifoliaceae.